Messenger RNA from Myotis davidii, 659 nucleotides. Its product is annotated as protein dispatched homolog 1-like. The record is from RefSeq and is a predicted model, not a curated record. The transcript has a single exon. The annotation marks the transcript as partial. NCBI's taxonomy places the organism in Eukaryota, Metazoa, Chordata, Mammalia, Chiroptera, Vespertilionidae.
CCUCUGCCCGUGGCGCACCGAGCCCCAGAGGGCUGCGUGCCCCCCGUCCCGCACGUCCACCACUGCCCCUGCCUGCAGGGCAGAGCGCACCCCCCCGCAGUGCAGAGCCCUCUGCCACGGAGCUGCUGCCUCCCCCCAGGGCAGCACCUGCAGGCCCCGGACCCAGCGGGCAGGGGCAGCGGGCACACCCUGCAGGGCCUCGAGGAGCCAUCAGCACUUGUCUGCAGGAGCACGGGGUCCCCGCAAAGAGCAGGUGAUCCUGAGAACAGCCAAAGGGGACCCGGGCCGCACAGAGACACGGGGCCCGCGGCGGGCGGGGCAGGGGCUGAGGACAAGGACUCCGGGUCCGCGGGGCAGCCCGACACGGCGGAAAGGGGGGCUGAGCCCUGCGCGUCACAGACGGACGUCCCCGUGAACUCAGAACGUUUGCACCCGAACGAACCAAAAUUUCUAUUGAACCAUUUCGUGGGGGAGGCUGGGUGCGGGUCCUGCCCGAACCGCCCCCAGGGCUGCGGCAGGAUGGCGCGGGCGCGGUGCGGUGCCCACUGCCGGAUGCCCGCCUUCGAGGCCGCCGUGCCUGCUGUCUUAGCACACGCGGAACUUUCUGGUGAAAGUCUGUUAAUAAAAACACUUUAAUAAAUGCAGUAUUAAAUUCUAAA